This is a messenger RNA of Teleopsis dalmanni, 2073 nucleotides long. RefSeq lists its product as uncharacterized. Bases 1 to 1956 code for a protein of 651 amino acids. The record is from RefSeq and is a predicted model, not a curated record. The transcript has 4 exons. Gene Ontology annotation, molecular function: serine-type endopeptidase inhibitor activity. NCBI's taxonomy places the organism in Eukaryota, Metazoa, Arthropoda, Insecta, Diptera, Diopsidae.
AUGAAAAGUUUUAAAAGGUGCAAUGCGUGGAAUAUUAGAACAAUAAAGUCAUUAAAAUCAUCCAAUGGUUUAAGUAGUAUUUUUGCAUUUAUCUUUUUGCUGAUAUUGCAAUACAGUUCUGCACAUUUCAUACAAAUCGAUCACAAUGAGUUUCGUGCAAGUGGUUUCCCGAGACCCCAUUUACCUCCACCUCUUCCUCAUGCUGAGCAAUUGUUACAGCACAGCCCAACGAAGGAACUGACACCAGCCGAAUUACUGGUAGACUUAAGUAACGAUUUGACUUACCGAAUUCUACACUUUCAUUCAAUUUUGAAUCGUAACAACUUUGCAUUCUCUCCAACUGCAUUGAUGAGUGUACUAGUGGCACUUUAUGAAGGAUCGUCUGGAAAAAGUGCGCUUGAAUUACGAAAUGUGCUUCAACUACCAAAUAAUAUAGAUAUUAUAAGAGUUGGAUAUCGUGAUAUACAUCGCCGGCUUAGAACAUACUUUUUUGGCUCAGAUAAUCCCCUAAAAGGACUUAGUUUAAAUAAAGAAAAUGUAACUAUCACAAAAUACUAUGAGAGUAUUCUAACAUUCUACGGUUACGAUUUAUCAGUAGAUAUGGUAUCAGCAUGCACAACAUCAGCAGUGUCUGAAAAUUCAACAGUAACGCCACUGUCAGAAGUAACCCCAGCAAUUGUCGAAACAACAACUACAACAACAUUAGAAACAACUACAAUUAAUGAUAUUAAUAAUAUUACAACAACGGAGGAAAUUCAGAUAACAACUCAGACAAGCAAUACUCCUAAUACUUCAUCUGAAGCUACUAGCACAAGUACAACAAUCAACAAUAAUAUGGAUGCUACCAUAGAUCAAGAGAUAACAACAAUAAAUCCCAAUAGCGUAACUGAUGAAACGACUUCUACUUCAACUGAUGAUACAACAGCUUUAACCGAUGAUACACUGAUUGAGACUACAACAAGCAAUCCAACUGAUGUUACUGAAAAUCCUGCAGCAGAAAUAAUUUCGCCAGAAAACAUAAAUAAACCAUCUGCACGUAUUCGUAAUGCACACCCAAUUAACCUUAUUGCGUUAUCGGCACCUAUAACAUCUAGAAAUAAAUAUUUACCAACUACGCGAAGUGCAAUGAAAUCAAUACGUAGCACUGCAAACAGAAAUAAACGACAGAAACGUCACUUAUAUGGAGUGAAAGGCUUAGAUGCAAAUUUAUUUGUAACACUUUUUAAUCCAAGGCCUCAUCAUCACAACCUUACACCGUUAUCUGGACCAUCGGCUGCAGUAGCGCUAGAUAACACUUUCGAUGUGAAUUUGGAUGAACAUAUUCAGCAAGAAACUGAUAUUAAACAUCAAAAUUAUAAUACCGAUGUCAUAAGCCAUAUAUUCUAUCUUGGCAAUCAACAAAUCGUUCACACCACCUAUAAGGUAUACAAUGCUGUGCUAUAUUAUAAGUACUUUGAAACGCUUAAAAUGAGCGUACUUGAGCUUGAACUGGAUACACCUGAAUAUAAUCUUAUGAUAUUGUUGCCAGACUACAAUUCAGAUUUAGUUUCAGCUGCAGCUUCCUUAAGAUUGGGUCCCACACUUCGCACGAUGCGCAAACAAUUGAAACCUCGAUGGGUUCAGGCGAUAAUACCAGAUUUUAAAUUACAUGGAACGAUGUUUCUAACAAAUGAUUUGCAAAAUAUGGGAAUAUGUGAUAUAUUUGAACCUACUCGAGCAGAUUUCCAUUCAAUGACUGAUGCGCAGGGAAUUUACGUUAAGCAUAUUGAGCAAUCGAUUAAUGUAAACAUUCGUACACACCCGAUUAAUCAAUUAAAGCGUAAUUACGGAAUUCAGAUGCAGCCUAUACAAAUUUCAGUAAAUCAUCCAUUUCUAUUUUUCAUCAUUGACCGAGAUUUGGAAGUAGCUGUGAUGUCAGGUCGUAUUUUGAAUCCGUUGAAUGUUCGAAUUCAAUGAGUAUAAUUUUUAAAUUUAUAUUCCGAGAUUACAUAAUUAGCUGCAACAUUAUAAAUAAGGUGUGUUUAACUGAAAAAAUGUAUCUCAUUGCAUUUUAUAAUAUUUUCUUAUGAUAUA